Molecule: messenger RNA, 2544 nt
Organism: Arthroderma uncinatum
Lineage: Eukaryota; Fungi; Ascomycota; Eurotiomycetes; Onygenales; Arthrodermataceae
Exons: 1
Coding region: 1-2544 (847 amino acids)
Biological process (GO): protein secretion
Source: RefSeq, a predicted model, not a curated record
AUGCAGUCAUCUCAGCUACUGUCUUGUGUGCCCCACGGGUCAUCUCCAGAGGACUUUCUCAUGAAUGUUGGACCCAAGCUCCUCUCACUCUUAGAUGGAGACGAUAUGGACCUUAAAAAAACAGCGUCCUAUAUAAUAGGAAAUGGCAUCUUGGCAAAACGCCCUCUGGGCGCUCCGGGCACUAUCGGCUUCACUAUAUUUGUUAAAACUAUAUUUGACGCAUUUCAUGGAAACCUCCGACGCUCAUCUCAUUGGUGGUUACGCAAAUUUAACCGUGACGGGUUGCCAACUACCAUGGAAGCUAGUGCGAAUUCGAACAACUCUACUCUGGCCGAUGAACACCAGCUAUCUCUAUCACUCAACCGUCUAACGUCGUUGACCACGUUGCAUCCCAACCCCGCCCUCUUGAAACGGUUGAUUGGGCCCGUACUGCUUCCACUCUGGGGUUUGCAUUGGUACGCGAAGUCUCACAAAAUAAAUGAUUGGGCAGAGCAAACCUAUACACUCUUACAGAAUUUUUUCAGCGUCUCUUCCGAAAAGGCGAGAUUUGAAAAGCUGAUCAGCCACAUUAUGUGGGAUGGCGGAGAUACAUGGAGUUAUAAGCAUGACAUGGGCGGUGGGAUAUCUAUGGCAAAGCGUGACGAUACAAAGCCGGAGCAAGUUGAUAUUAUACAAAUGGUUGGAAACAUUGAUGGUCGUAUAGACUCACUCAUAGAGUUUCUAGGAUUCGACCCUCAGCGGGAAACGCUCAUUGGAGAAAUUUUUCUCUUCGUUAGCCGUAACUGGCUCAUUGGAGAACAUGAGAGUUCUGGCACCACAACAUUAGUGAUUUUUCCGGAUGAUAUUCAAGCAGAUCUAAAAAAGGUUAUAUAUGCUAAAAUCACCGAAAAAGUCAUCAACCAGUAUAAGGAUGUUAUAUGCCGUCAACCAGAGCAUACGUUGGAACUCGUCGAUCAGCUUGUUGAUAGUGAAUUACAACUUAAAGGAAUAAGGGACAGGAGGAUAGAUACCAGCAAGCCGACACUACAGUCGAUCGGCAGUAUUGUCGAGAAACGAAGCGAAAGUUCGGAAUCCAUUGGGACAAUACCAAACUCGACAGAAUCAUCCGAGUCGUUGGUCGCCGCACUUAGCCUGCUCUCCACAAUCCUAACAUCCCCCGAUUUUGAGCUCACGGAAGAGAUAAGCCCUUUACUUGAAAAAAUAAAAUCGAAAUUAGACCAUCUCCUUCUCUCAGCCCCCCCGACACUAAAACAGUCAGCAACAACGGCAUGUAUGCUGCUUGAAUUUACUAUUUCUGGGUCUUUACCACCACACACUAAACAUAUUCCCAAAACUUCGCAUAUCUCUGAUAUAGAGGCUCAUCGGCAUGCUCUCAACAACCUGAAUUCCCCUUUGCCCCCAGUUCAAGCCGAGGGUCUUUCAUUAUUAUCACAGCUAGUAAUGAAAUCAUCCCCGAUCCUCGAUAUCCCGGCAACCCUGACCACACUAUUAUCCUUAAUACUCAAAAAUAGCGCGAAUUCUAAUGAUGAGUUUGUCUACUUGAAUGUGAUCAAACUUAUCGGCACACUCGCCUCAAAACACCCUCGAACAGUUAUAAGCACUCUUGCCGAGAGAUACAGGGACAACAAUGAAGAAGCCACAUUGGAUGAGAGGCUUAGAAUUGGCGAGGCUCUUCUCCGGACCGUACAAGAGCUAGGUGAUGCUUUGGUGGGCGACACUGCCAAAGUUUUAGGAGAUACGAUGGUAUCAGUGGCUGGGAGACGAGGGACAAAACCAAAAGCUAACGAUAAGAGGAAGGCUGAGAUCGAAAGGCAACGGAUAGAAGAAGAUGAAGCCAGUGACAUCGAAGACUUAGGGGUUGAAGCCGCAGAUUUAAUGAAUCAAAUGGACGAGCAGACAGACUCAGAGUCGGAAGAUCCAGUCAAAUCAGCCUACUCGAAGAAAAUUCUCCAGGCCUGGGCGGCUGGAGCCGUUUCCGACGAAAAUCCAGAUGACCUCCGUGUUCGUACUUCAGCAAUAUCUAUCCUCGCAUCUGCCAUUCAAACGAAUCUUUCGGGUUUAGGCCAGCGGAUCGCGUCAGCAUCUGUUGAUAUGGCGCUUUCCACGCUUACUUUGGAGCCUGGGCCUGAAAAUGCUAUUAUACGUCGCGCCGCGGCUGUGCUUCUCCUUGAUCUUAUAACCUCAUUAGACCAAGCCAUCGAAUCGGGCAAUAACCCAGGUUUCACUUUCUCGCAUUCUUCCAGCCAUGGCUCGCUGAUUGAUACUGCUAAUACUGCUAUUGGCAAUAUUCCUGACAUCCUUCGCGUUUUGGUUUUCGUGGAAAGCAAAGAAACUGACACGAUUGUUCGCGGACAUAUACGGGUAUUGGUCGAAAGCUUAGAAGCAUGGACUGAAAAAUCGAUCCUACGUGGUAUUGGUGCUAAUACCCAACCCCGAUUUGAGCUGGGAGAUAGGUUAGCCGGGUUGGAUAUCGAGCCGCUUUCUGGGUCACCAAGUGACUCUUUAAAUAAGAGAGGGCAUCCUCGAAUCGAGGAAAUUGAAUAG